UUGCCCCAUGGAAGCAUGGGGUGGCCCUUGUUUGGAGAGACUCCUGGCUUUCUCAAGCCCCAUAGAUCAAACUCAUUGGGAAGCUUCUUACAAGAACAUUGUUCUAGGUAUGGCAAAGUUUUCAAGUCUCAUUUGUUUGGUGCUCCCACCAUAGUUUCAUGCGACUUUGAGCUCAACAUGUUUAUUCUUCAGAAUGAAGGGAAACUAUUCCCUGUUGAUUACCCCAAGGUAAUGCAUAACAUCUUGGGGAAGUUCUCUGUGCUUCUUGUCACUGGCCAUCUUCACAAGAAGCUAAGAAGCACCAUUAUAAGUUUUGUCAGUGCAUCAAAGUCCGAAUCCAACUUCCUUCACUGUGUAGAAAUGCUUGCACUCUCAAGGAUUAAUUCAUGGGAUCUAAACUGUAAACAAGUUGUUUUCUAUAAAGAAGCUAAAAGGUUUUCCAUCAAUGUUAUGCUGAAGCACCUAUUGAACAUUAAUCCUGAUGAGCCACUAGCCUACAAGAUUUUAGAAAACUUUGAGAACUACAUCAAGGGUUUUGUUUCAUUACCAUUAAAUAUUCCAGGGACUGCAUAUUCCAAUGCUGUGCAGGCUAGAAUAAGACUCUCGUCUAUUAUCAAAGAUAUUAUAAUGGAGAGGCGUAAAGGUAAUGUGGGGUUUGUGGAAGGAAGGGACCUAUUGAAUGUGAUUUUGUCAAAGCAGAACCUAUGUGAUGAAGAGAUGGUGAGCAUUGUACUGGACCUCUUGUUUGGGGGUUAUGAGACAACUGCAAAACUUUUGUCCCUAAUUGUCUAUUUCCUUGGGGGAGCCUCUAAUGCUUUAGAAAGGUUAAAGGAAGAGCACCAAGUGAUAAGGAAAAGCAAAAUGGAGAGGGAACUACUGAACUUGGAAGAUUAUAAGCAAAUGGAGUUUACUCAGGAUGUGAUAAAUGAAGCUAUGAGAUGUGGGAAUGUAGUCAAAUUUCUGCACAGGAAAGCUUCUCAGGAUGUCAAAUUCAAAGAGUUUGUGAUACCCGCAGGGUGGAAAGUUCUUCCUGUCUUAUCUGCUGGACAUUUGGAUCACACUCUUUUUGAAAACCCUUUGGAGUUCAAUCCCUUCCGGUGGAAAGACAAUUCGACAAGCAAAAAAGUGGCACCGUUUGGUGGUGGUCCACGACUCUGUCCAGCGGCUGAUCUAGCUAAAGUGGAGAUAGCUUUCUUCCUUCAUCAUCUUGUCCUUAAUUAUAGGUGGAAAAUCAAGGCAGAUGAUCACCCACUUGCUUUCCCUUACGUGGAGUUCACCGAAGGCCUGCUAUUGGAUCUUGAACCCACGGACACUACUUUUGGGUACCAGCACCCUUGA
Messenger RNA from Gastrolobium bilobum, 1338 nucleotides. RefSeq names its product cytochrome P450 724B1. The record is from RefSeq and is a predicted model, not a curated record. Bases 16 to 1338 code for a protein of 440 amino acids. Gene Ontology annotation, molecular function: oxidoreductase activity, acting on paired donors, with incorporation or reduction of molecular oxygen; monooxygenase activity; iron ion binding. Gene Ontology annotation, biological process: sterol metabolic process. Lineage: Eukaryota; Viridiplantae; Streptophyta; Magnoliopsida; Fabales; Fabaceae. The transcript has 9 exons.